ACGAUGAACCACUCAGUGAGCAUCGGACUCAAAAUGACUGGAGCCUCCAUCCUGAGCGCCCUCUUGGCUAUCAUUCUCGGCUCCUACGAGGGCGCUGCCCACAACGUCACGAAGGAUACCCUGCGCUCCUUACCCUGCCCCGACCCCAUGGACAUCUACCCCUGCGUCUGCACCGCGGACGAGGACCACAACAUGGAUAUGGACUGCUCCCUAGUGGAGAGCGAGGACCAGCUGGCCAGGAUCUUCUCCUCCAACAUUCCCUUCACGAAGUUCCGCAGAUUAGUGAUCAUGAAUAACCGGCAUCUGAAGGCUCUGCAAAGCGAGGACUUAGGUGUGGCGUCUUUCGAGACUAUUUUUAUACAGGGCGGCAUCCUGGAGGAGGUGCUAGCCCAAGCAUUAUCCAAUAGCUUUUCUUCCGCCACUUACAUUGAUCUCCAAGAUAACAGAGUGUCAGAAUUUCCUUUCCAAGAAUUGCCGUUGUUUUCAUCCCUUCGCUCCUUAAAGCUAAGCAUGAACUGGCUAUCCGACUUCCCAGCGUUGCAGUCAAGCGUCCUGCAACACAUUGAAUUAGAUAAAAAUUCUUUUAACAGGAUUCCAGCUGAUGGAUUCACAUUUCUGACGAAUGUUGAAACAAUAAGCUUUUCUAACAACCAUUUACAAAUGAUUAUGCCAGGAACCUUCACGGACCUUCCCUUCCUCCGGGAACUGCAUCUUGACCAUAACCGGCUGAGUAACAUCCCUCAAGGAGCCAUUGCAGGUCUCAAAGGCGGGCUGCUCAACUUGCAGGAAAAUUCACUUGAAGUCCUAGAAGAAGGGGUUUUCCGUCCGUUUGUGCAGGGAGGAACCACGGUCGCCUUGAACGGUAAUCCUCUCAUCUGCGGCUGUGACAUAGCCUGGCUCGUCCUGAACAGCGACUUCAUGGACCUCAUCUCCGAAGGAACGACGUGUUACGACGGAGAGUUUCUGUCCGAUCUCGACCCGGGUAUUUUCCAGGAUCUCUGCUGAAAGCAUCUCCCGAUCCGCUAGUUGCCAGUGAGAACUCGUUUUGUGUAAGCCAGAGAGCAUGCUUCAAACACCGCAACAUGUAUGGAUACAGAAUAGUCUUUUUUUCUGAAUACUUGUUAAUGAAUUUGAAAAUUACAUAAACUGUCGAUAUGUACCAUAAA
Molecule: messenger RNA, 1166 nt
Organism: Penaeus monodon (black tiger shrimp)
Lineage: Eukaryota; Metazoa; Arthropoda; Malacostraca; Decapoda; Penaeidae
Product: oplophorus-luciferin 2-monooxygenase non-catalytic subunit-like
Exons: 4
Coding region: 4-1005 (333 amino acids)
Molecular function (GO): protein binding
Source: RefSeq, a predicted model, not a curated record